Messenger RNA from Morchella importuna, 357 nucleotides. RefSeq lists its product as uncharacterized. NCBI's taxonomy places the organism in Eukaryota, Fungi, Ascomycota, Pezizomycetes, Pezizales, Morchellaceae. Bases 1 to 357 code for a protein of 118 amino acids. The transcript has a single exon. The record is from RefSeq and is a predicted model, not a curated record.
AUGUCAGGAAACGCUACGGUAGAAGUGGAGAGCACCGGGAAAGGAGGUGUACUAUUCCGGACGGUGAGGGUUAAGACGGGUCUGCCGAUACGGUGUUACUAUCUCGCCAACUUCGUGGAUUGCGUUGCUGCUGUGAGGGCUAAUCCCAAGAACAUGAGGGGCAUGGAUGCUACGGUAGAAUUGAUGACGCAGGCGUAUGAUGCUGGUGGAGUAGCGUAUGAUGCUGGUGGAGUAGCGGAUAUACUGCCAUAUCGUCCGGAAUCUCUGGGGGAAACGGUGUAUAUCCGAAGCCUCAUGGCCAACUGGACUGCAGUUGAUGAUAUUUUGGGGCAUUAUUCGGUAUCGUCAUUGGUGUAA